Molecule: messenger RNA, 1299 nt
Organism: Gregarina niphandrodes
Lineage: Eukaryota; Apicomplexa; Conoidasida; Eugregarinorida; Gregarinidae
Product: bystin
Exons: 1
Coding region: 1-1299 (432 amino acids)
Biological process (GO): rRNA processing
Cellular component (GO): cytoplasm; preribosome, small subunit precursor; nucleolus
Molecular function (GO): snoRNA binding
Source: RefSeq, a predicted model, not a curated record
AUGCCGAAGGUAGUUAGAGCAGCUGUGGGCCGUCAGAGUCGGUCGGGUCCUAUAUCAUUGGAGUCUGCUAUAAAGCGGGACACGGAGGUGCGGCGUAAGUCUCGGCAGAAGGUGCGGUUUGGAGGUGGUGUAGGGGGAGAGGAAGAGGACGAAGAGGGAAAUGCUGAAGAAGGUCGGUUGGAGGCUAACGGUCGGUUGGCGGCUAACGAUCGGUUGGCGGCGAAGGUAGAGGAGUUGAGUCGCGGUAUGGUGCUGGAUGAGGAGUAUGAAGGGUUGCUGGAAGUGACGGAAGAGUACCCACCAUUGGAUGCGACGUUAGAGACGGAUGAGUUUGCGUAUCCUGUGGAAGAGGACUUGAAUGCUGUUUUGGGUCCAUCAAGUUCUGUGAGGGUGGUUGGUAAUGAAGAUAGUACUGCUGGUAGUGAGUAUAGUGGUCGUACUAUUGGUGACUUAAUAUUUGCCAAGAUGCAGGAGAAGUCCCGUGCAGAGGCUGAGGCGGAGAAGAUGGCGUUGUUUAAUGAAAGUACGAAGAAGUUAUUUGCCGAUGUAGGUGAUUACAUGUCGCAUUACCGAGUGGGCAAGCUGCCUAAGGCGUUACGGUUUAUUCCGAAUCUCAAGAACUGGUUGGACGUAUUAUGGUUGACUCAGCCUGAGAGGUGGACACCUCAUGGUGUGGCGGCAGUCACACCCAUGUUUGUGAAUGGUGUCGGCGAGGGGGAUAGCCAGAAGUAUAUGUCCUAUGUCUUGUUGCCGGCAGUGCUCCAAGAUAUUCAAAAGUUUGACCGACUUAAUGUGCAUUUGUUCGAAGCACUUGGUAAAUGCCUGUACAAACCCGCGGCCUUCUUUAAAGCCAUCUAUUUCCCAGUCAUACUGGACUCCAAAUGCAACUACAAACAAGCCGUAAUACUUAACAGCGUCGUAGCCAAACAAAGCGUACCUGCUGUACAUGUCGCAGCCGCUCUAAUAAAACUUUGCAAACACGAACCACCUACCAACCAACUCUACUACUCCAUGCUACGCCUCAUCAACAAGAAAAAUAACCUACCCCUCGCAGCCGUACGCGUUGUCGCCGCCUACUUCAUCUCCUACAUGACCAAGACGGACCAAAUUCCACCUGUCAUCUGGCAACAAGCUUUCCUCGUUUUCGUACAACGAUGGAAGACGGAACUCAAUCACAACGAGUUAGAAGCCAUCAAGAAACUCAUCAAGGUUCAUCAUCAUACCAAAAUCACCAUGGAAAUCCGAAGAGAACUUAACUACCUAUCCCAUGACAACCAUCAAGACAUCGCCAUGACAUAA